This is a messenger RNA of Rhineura floridana, 7599 nucleotides long. It is a transcript of the gene NCKAP5, whose product is annotated as NCK associated protein 5. Bases 798 to 6623 code for a protein of 1941 amino acids. The record is from RefSeq and is a predicted model, not a curated record. Gene Ontology annotation, cellular component: microtubule plus-end. Gene Ontology annotation, biological process: microtubule bundle formation; microtubule depolymerization. NCBI's taxonomy places the organism in Eukaryota, Metazoa, Chordata, Lepidosauria, Squamata, Rhineuridae. The transcript is spliced from 23 exons.
AUCUCAGAAAGGCGCCUAUCUGUAGUCAGAAGCUAAGACGGCACAUUCAGCACCACCUUAAAAGAGACAAAGCAGGGAGUGUUUGUUCGGGUGUCAGUUUUCUCCUCUUGGCUCUUAAAACCACGUGUGUUUGGCUGCCUGCCCACUGUGGAGUUGCAUACAAAUAUUGACAGAACACAGUGAUAUUUGUUAAGCUGGAUCUUGGGAAGUGAAUGAUUAAAACUCUGAAGGAAUCUGAGAACUUCAGACCUUUCCUCCUCCCUCUUCUCGGUAAUCUUAACAGUGUUUAACAGAGUGAAAGUGAAAAUGCUGUUUGGUCAAAUGAGAGCCCUGACCUUCUUUGCCUCUGCUUUGCCAUUGCUGUAGGAGAGAGAAGACAUCUUUGUCGUUGUUCCCAAUCCUGAACCAUGAGGGCAAUACCCAUAUCUGACAUUGCACCUCCAGCGUAAGCAUAAAGAUGCCAGAGAAGCGUUGAUGUCUCCUUGACAAUUCUUUACAAACACAAAGACUACAUAAUGAUGGAUGGACCUACUGAGGGGUCAACUUUCCAACAUAGUCAAGCAAUAACACCGAAGGACAAAUCAAAAGAGCUACUGUACCAGAGGGAUUUGUGAGACUGGGCACCACAGCUGAAAAAGCCAUCUUCCUAGUCGUCACCCACCUUAUCUCUGAAGGUGGAGGUGCUUUGAAAGGGCCUCAGCGGAAUCUAACAUCAGGCAUGGAAGCUGGUGCUUUUUAAGUGCAAAUAGCAAAAACCUGGCAUUUCUAGUAGACCACACAAUAAAGAACGUCCAGCCAUGGACAAAAGGCAUCUAGUGAAAAAGGAGUUUAGCAAAAGAUUCUCUUUAGACAGCAGUCUCAUGCCAAAUAAAGUAAUUUUUCAGCAUGAAGACACAUGGCUUCUACAAACACCUGGUAUAAACUAUGAAGGCCAUAUAAAUAAGGAAUAUAUGGACACGAAUAGAUACAUUGACCAUUUGCUGACACAACUGGAAGAGCAGCGGUGGGAUGUGUGGAGGGAGAAGCUGUCUGUGGCUCGUCUACAGCAGGAAGUUGCACGAAGUAAGAGUGACAGAACAAUGCGUGAGAAGCUGAUACAUGAGUUGGAGGAAGAGCGACAUUUGAGACUUGAAAGUGAAAAGAAAUUACGAGAGGUGACACUGGAAUCUGAGCGCAACAGGGUUCAAAUGCGAGGAUUGCAACAACAGUUUUCAAGAAUGGAAGAGACGGUGAGGAAUCUACUGCAAAGUCAAGGAACACCGGAGCCAAAUGACGAGAAACCUGUUACUAUAAUAAAGGCAUAUCAGGAAAAAUUCACUCAAGAGGGCAAGAGAUGCAAAACAGCCAUGGAAGAUAUUUGCAUAUCAGUAGAUAAAGAUACAAGGAAUGAAAACAGCAGAACUGAUGAAGAAAAGGAGAAGACAAAAUCAUUGCUUGAACGGCUGAAGGCUUUAAAGGCAGAGAAUUCCGCACUGGCCAUGGAAAAUGAAAAUCAGAGAGAACAGUAUGAACGUUGUCUUGAUGAGGUAGCCAACCAAGUUGUACAAGCACUGCUUACUCAGAAGGACCUGAGGGAGGAAUGCUUAAAGUUAAAAACAAGAGUUUUUGAUCUGGAACAACAGAAUCGAACACUUAGUGUGCUAUUCCAGGAAAGAAUGAAACCAACAUCUGGGCUACUGCUUCAGAAACUUCAUUCGCACAUCUUAGAUCUGUCAUCUGGGGAUUUCCUUUCAGAGGUGGAAAAGAACAGAAGUUUGAUUCAAUCCCGAAGUGCUGAUGUUCAAGUUCAUGAAUGUCAGCAGAAUAUGAAAUCUGGAGUACCUGCCUUGAAGUGCCAGAGUCAGUUAAAUAUGACGGGGCCUCACCAAGUUUAUCCUCAAAGCAGCUGCAGCAGCAGUGAACUCUCUCUGUCAAGCACUUGCAGUGAAUAUUCCAGUGGCUCCUCCUACACUUGGAAUGAUGGGAAAACAUGUAGUAAAAGGUCGUCAAUAAGCUUGGAUAAAAGAAUAAGCGUUGGCUCUUCGCUUCCCAGCAACCUUUCCGGUCCUGCUGAUGAUCUACCUCCAACUCGUAUCAAGGAAAACCACAUUUUGGAAGGGCUAAAGAAGCUACAAAAGCGAAAAAUAUUACUUGAACCACCGUCUGUUAUAUCCAAAUGGGGAUACAAGGAUUGCAUGGAUUCUAAUGAAGGAAUCUACUCCCCUGGCAUUAAGUGCAGCAGUCAUACAGAAGAGACCCAUUGCCCAGCAGAGGAAAUGGAGCCCAUUUGCACUGAGCACCAGAAAACCUUUGUGUAUGAUUCAGAUUCUCAUGAGGACACAGAUGAUGAGUCUUCAUUUUUAGGAUUGCUGCAUCAAGUACCAAGCAAAGACUGUAGGCACUAUUGUAAUAAAUUAACUCACAGUAUUUCUGACAACCUAUUUGGUUGGGAGCCUGAUAGAAAGCAUUUGCCAGAAAGAGGUUCUUAUUUUAAUUCGAAGGAAAGGCCUGAAAAACUGACUAGUUUUGUCAAUGAAUUUCAGUCAAUGGCAAAAUCAUGCACAAAUGUGAAGCUGCCUGUUUUGCAGAUGGAUACAAGUCUUGCUAACAUAAGCUGGAGAGACCUUAAUUUACACCUUUCAGAUACUGAUGACAAUGAAAUCCUGGAUGAAUUACAUAUAGAAAGCAGUGAUGAAAAAAGCACAUCAGAUUUGUCAUUAACUCCCUUUGUUGACAAGCACACAGAGAACUCUGAUGUGCAUGUAAAGAAGCAAAAUUUCCAGUAUGUAUCUUCUGAAAAAGAAGCAAAUCAGGUACCCGCUUAUUCAGGAAUUAGGCCAAAGGCAUGUAAUUUCAUUAAGCAACAAAAAGUAAUAAAGAAGACUUCUUCAGAAGAAUGCAUUACUGUAAUAUUUGAUGCUGAAGAUGGGAAGCCUAUUGAAUUCAGUUCACAUCAAACUGGAGUUGUCACUGUAACUAGAAAUGAAGUUUCAAUCAACCACCCAUGCGCUGGGCCCAAUGCGGAUUACACUGAAUGCUUACCUCAGGGAAUAGCUGAUUUGCAAAAACCAAUGGAUGCUAAAAACUACAGCAUCUUGCAAGUACCUAAUAAUGAAACUGAGAAAAACACUCUCCAAGAUAACUUGGCAAACGAAGAUGCAGUUGCCCCUACUAUGUACAGCAACAGAUCUUCUUUACACCUCAAGAGGUCCAUGUUUCAGAAUAACCCACAGCAAAAGCUAAUGAACCCAGAUUGUAGUAUUUCUUCCAAGGCCAGCUCUCCAUCUUGUAUGCAGGCAGGUAGCAACCAAAAACGAAAGUUGACUAAAAUUCCCAGAAGUAAGUUUUCGCCACAGAAAAUGAAAAACACAAUGAGUAAAGCUUAUACUACCAGUUCUUCACAUUGUGCUAUCACGCUGGAGAAAUCUCCAUUGUCUCCUACAAAACGUUCAAGAUUCAGUAAAGUGCAGGGUCCAACUGAGAAUGCUGAUUCAAAAUUAGAUUUGGUUGUUUCAAGUGCCCUCUCUUCACAAAAUUCUAAAAUUCUGAGCAGAACAGAUUGGCCCAAGAAUCAGCUUCCCGAAUCAACUUCAUUGCCCCAGCAUCUUGUAGAAUCCUUUGACCGUGAAGAGCCACCAACUAGAGAUAUCCAUUGUGAUGUGUCUGCUAUAGAAGCCAGUUCUCCAUCACCACCUCCUCCUCCAGGCAGGACAAAAUCACUAUUGAUAAGACCAAACUAUGGACAGUCAACACCUGUACCCAGUAAGCCAGGGGCAAGCAUUUGCAGUGAGACAGUAAAAUGUGUAGGCACAUUAUCACCACUAAAAGCAUCAUCAAAGUCUGUUUUUCAUAAUAUGCAUGAAAUGCAAACCAGCAAGCUCCCUUCACCUAAAGGUGAAUUAAAUCACUUGCACGGCAAGAGAGAGAAGUUUACACAAAGCAAAUGCAUAUCAGAGAAACACCCCACAAUGUGUCAAGGCACUCCCAAAGUGUUUACAAAGAAAUUUUCUCUGAAAACCUCAAACCAGUCAGUAUCCUGCAAUAAUAAAGAUUUUCAUAAUUCCAAGGAUGUCCCCCUGACCUGCAUACCACAAGAUAUGGAUCCAGUGCAAAAUGGACUAUUGUCUAAGGACAAUGAAGUACCUCAGAAACAUAAACUUCCAAACAGCUUCUCCACAUCACCAGAUUGUCACACAGCAAUGACUGGGGAAUCUUUUCUGCCUCAGAUUAAUCACCCCCCAUUAUCGUUGUUGUCUCAGGGCAGUGAUGUUGGAAACAUACCAGACAAGGGUCUGAAGCCACAUCUGCCUAUAGGACUUAAAUUACUCAUAAAAUCUCCUCAGCUCCUCAGAAAGAGCUCUGCUAUACCAGGAAAGCAGGAGAAAGAUAGUAUGAAUGCAGCCUCCAAAGGCUGUGUGAAUUCAAGUAAACAGAGGCAGGAUGAAUCUUUAGCUCAAACCACCAUAGAUGUGGCUGGCACUGAAUUAAGGAGUGUUGGGAAUGAAAUAAAAGGAAGUUUUGCUGAGGAUUUUAGUACAGAUCCAGCUUCCUCUGUUUCACCUGAAUCUUGCUGCUUAAUAGAACGAGGAGAUGUAUUAGAGAACCGAUUAGUUAAGAGAUCCAUUUCUUCUAGUAAUAAGCCAUACUUGAAACCUGCCCUUGGUAUGAAUGGAGCAAAAGCCCGAAGUCAAAGUUUCAGUAUUCACACAGCAGAAAAAUCUCCUAUACCUCCCACUGAAGGGUUAGGAAAAGUUCGGACACAGAUUAUAACAAAUACAUCUGAAAGAGGGAAUUCUUUAACAAGGCAGAACUCGAUUAUGGAAGGAUUACAAAUCAGAGCUGUUCCUGGAUCAACAACGUUGAUGGAUACUGUUUCAAGUACAACAAAAGUUCCAGAAAUCUCUUAUGCUACACAGGGUUCUUCCGGAAGUAUGAGUAGUUCCAGUAGUCAGGUUGGUAGCCCAAGCAAACCACCAUUCCAUGUGUCUCCAAAGGGGGAUUUAUUUUGCAGUAUUUCAAAAAAUGAGGGCAGCAAAUCACCAUCUCAGAAAGAUGUCCAAAGUAAAUCUGUCUAUGAUGAAAAAGCCAGUGAAAUUUCCAAACAUCAACCAGUAAGCAAAAAAAGUGUUACACAAGCAAAAAUGACAUUGGAGUCAUCAACUAGUAUUUCAUCAGAACAAAUUCUGCCACUUCAGAAAAAUAUGGACAGCACGCAGUGUCCUCAUAAACAUGAAGCAGGCAAGAUAGUAUUGCAGGAAUCCUGCUUAAAGGCAUCAGAAGCCUCAGAGAAUGUUUCAGCUUCCUCUGCUUCACAGCCCACAAUAGAAGAAAAAGUCAUGUUGUGCAUCCAAGAAAAUAUGCAGAAGGGACAAGGGCAAAGCAAAUCCCCUAUCACUGAGACAAAACAAAAGAGUGGGGGGCCUUCUAUUGCUAGCUGGUUUGGUUUUCGAAAAAGUAAACUCCCAGCCUUGAGUGGUAGAAAAGCUGAUGUUUCUAAAGUAAGAACAGAAAAGAAAGAACCAAAGGGUUCAGCUUUUGGAAGCAAGCAAGCAAAAUCAGAAAAAAGAAAAGACAAAAAGAAAACUGAACAGCACUGUGAAGCAGAAAAUGAGCUAAAUAAGAAAGUUCUGAAUUGUGGCAUUUCAGACAGUGUUCCAAAAGGGAAGAAAAUGACAAAAGCCACACACAAUAACCUCAGCCAAACUAGGUGCGAACAAAAAAACAGCUCUGCCACCACAUACUCAGGAAAAGACAGCUUUAUGAAAGAGCUUUUGCACAGAGUUGAUAAGAAAGCAGCCCAGCAGACAGAAAGUGGAUCAAAUAAUGUUUCCUACAGGAAUGUGUCAAAGGGCAGUUCCCAGGGCUCUUCUCUUCCUAGCAACUCUCUUGGCACUCAAGGAAACCAGAAGAAAACCAGCAAAACAAGGGCUGAUAUGGAAAUACCAGAUGAGACACUGAUCAAAGUGGCAACAGAAAACUUCCAAGAGGAUGAAGAGAAUGCCAUCCUUGAGUCAACUUGUCAAACCCACUUAAUAGAAUCGUGCUGCCAAAUGAGGACACUGGACAGUGGAAUAGGAACCUUCCCUCUCCCAGACUCAGGAAACCGCUCGACUGGACGACAUGUUUCUAAACAAGAACUGGAUUUAGAAGCUGAAGUUUUCAUAUCACCCGAGCAAGCUUUUCUUCAGGCUCCUUCUUCUGAGAAAGCCCAAACCCUUGAGCGAGAAGUGCCUUCAACAGCUAGUAAGAACCAGGGAUCUGUGGAGAGCAUAAUAACACAUUCAACAUCAGAUCCUGCCAUGACUACUAAAGGUGUACAGCCUUUUCAGAGUCGCCUUCCAAAGCCAGCUUCUGCAGGAAUAAUGAGCCCUAUGAAAAAAAGUGGACAAGAGGAGAGUUCUCUGACUUCUGCAUCAUUAAAGCAUUCAGAAAAAGCAAAAUGUAGCAACAAGAUGUUUCCAGAUUGGAGCGGCAGAAAAGCUAUUAAAGCCAAGGACAGGGCACUGAGAGUGUGCACUUACUCUGCUAGCAGCAGCAGUGAUACCGAAACAGAACUGGAAUAUGAAACCAAUGAUUUUGGAACUGGAGGGGGAAAGUUAGUAGAUUUAAUGAAGAACAACAAACAAGAAAUUGAAGCAACCUGAAGGAGCAAAAGAAGAUUCUGAAAAGAGGUUAUCUAAAAUUUCACUGGAGUCCCUCAAUAAAUUUAACAGCAGCAGAAGCAUUGUAUUGGAAAAGGAGAGCAAGGUUGAAGGGCAAGAAGAAGAAAAUGGGAAGAAUGAAGAAGUUUCUCUAAAUAGUUCUGAUAGGCAUGGUAUAGACCACUUGGAAUCAUUGAGUGAUUCUUUAUAUGAUAGCUUCUCCUCCUGUGCAAGCCAAGGCUCAAAUGAUGUAUAAAGACACUCUAGAUUGGUGGGCACUGAGUGGAGCACUUAACAAACAGAAGAACUAAAUAAACAAGGAAGAGCCUUUGAAAAUGUUCAAAUUAAGUUGCUAAGACUCAACAGAGCAAUAAUAAGGAAAAAACUGUAUUAUAAAAGAAUGACUAAAAGUUCAACAGUACAACACAGUUGUUACUAAAAAAAAGUCUUAAUUUUGCACUUUUAUGAAUUCUUGUACAGAAGUUGUAAAAAAUGUUCUGGGGGAGGGAAAGAAUUAUAUUUGUAGAAAAACAUGACAGCAAUAAAUAUUAAUUGGUGCCAUGCUCCUGAAAUAACAGGUUACUAACUCUAAACGUUGAUGUUAAUAUUAACAAAGUUAGUAUUUUUUUUGUAAAACAAAGAUUUAUAAAGAUUCUAGUCUUAAAACUGUAUGUAGAAACACUGCUUCAUUGCAAAAUUGAACUUGCCAAAUUAUCUAUAAUGAAUCUCCUUGAACUACAUUGUACAGCAUACAUUUUUAAAAUGCAUAUAUUUGUGCAAUUUUGAAAAUAUUCUCUGUGAACUUGCAUAUUUCUGUUAAUGUUAUUUGGUCAAAACUUCAAAAACUUUCAAGAGAUACUCUACUUAAACUGUAGUCUUCUACCACAAAGACAUGUUGUCUUGAUUUAACUUUGAUAUGAUUUCAUCUUAAUCCUGUUAAUCUGAGAAUCAUGGAAUAAAAUGCAAUUUAGAUUUGUAA